Molecule: messenger RNA, 909 nt
Organism: Galendromus occidentalis (western predatory mite)
Lineage: Eukaryota; Metazoa; Arthropoda; Arachnida; Mesostigmata; Phytoseiidae
Product: elongation of very long chain fatty acids protein 4-like
Exons: 1
Coding region: 10-801 (263 amino acids)
Biological process (GO): very long-chain fatty acid biosynthetic process; fatty acid elongation, polyunsaturated fatty acid; fatty acid elongation, saturated fatty acid
Cellular component (GO): endoplasmic reticulum membrane
Molecular function (GO): fatty acid elongase activity
Source: RefSeq, a predicted model, not a curated record
UCUAGAAUAAUGCUUCUAGGGCUGACUCGUGAUUCCCGCCUGAAAGGAUGGUGGCUCAUGGAUUCCCCCAGCGGGAUCCUGAGCAUAUGUGCUCUGUAUCUCGUAGUCGUGCUCAAAUUGGGUCCGGACUGGAUGCGGGAUCGGAAACCGCUCAAUAUCAAAUUCCUCGUGCGUGGCUUCAAUCUGCUCCAGGUGAUCAGCAACUCGUACUUCGUCAUCUAUGGAGCGUAUCUCGCGUACGGCAGAGUCGGAUUCCGACUCAUUUGUGAACCGUCGCACAUGCGAACAGACCAGGAAAGCCUCAGAUUACUGAGUUUGUAUUAUUUCUAUUUUUUGAUCCGACUCAGUGAUUUUGUUGACACGUUAUUCUUCGUGCUAGCGAAGAAACAGGGUCACGUGAGCUUCCUGCACGUGUAUCAUCAUCUCUGCGUCGUGCUCAACGGCUGGAUCGGAUUGCGAUCCGGAUGGAUAAACGGGGUGCUGUUCGGCAUUUUCAUGAACGCCUCGAUCCACAUCAUCAUGUACAGCUACUUCAUGCUGGCCACUUUCCCGAAGAUGAGACCCUAUCUCUGGUGGAAGAAGUAUCUCACGUCUGCUCAGAUUAUUCAGUUUCUCGUCUUCUGCUACUUCGCCACGGUGGUGGUGAAAAACAAGCACGAUUGCGGCUAUCCCCAAGCCAUGAUCUACAGUGGUAUCGCCAAUGUGAUAUUGUUACUCCUGCUCUUCAGCAAAUUUUAUCUCGAUACGUAUAUUCGGAACAAGCGAUCGAUCAGACCGACGGUCGACAAACACGUGGAUUAGUCAUCCGGAGAGUCGUCGGAAGUUCCUCUAUGGAAACCGAGAUCCGCGGAAGCCGAGGUCCGCGAAAUUCUAUAGAUUUUUUUUUCUGAAUAAAACCCUUUGUCGGAA